This is a messenger RNA of Puccinia triticina, 270 nucleotides long. RefSeq lists its product as uncharacterized. The record is from RefSeq and is a predicted model, not a curated record. The transcript is spliced from 2 exons. NCBI's taxonomy places the organism in Eukaryota, Fungi, Basidiomycota, Pucciniomycetes, Pucciniales, Pucciniaceae. The coding region runs from base 1 to 270 and encodes 89 amino acids.
AUGCUCAGGGUCGUUAACCUCCGCUCCCUCCCCGGCUCCGGAGAUUGGCAUUUCUCCAGCAUUGCUGCACCCCCAGCAAAGCGUGGCCGUCCAAGUUCCUCGGCCCCCACCCCAGCUCCUCCUCCUCAUUCUCGGGCGGUUCCGGCAAAGCGUGGUCGCCCCAAGAAGAUCCCAAAGGUCGAAACCUCAGUCACUUUCAAGCCAAAACCUCUGGCCAAUGUGAAUGGGGAGCGUAUCCGGGCCCAAACUGAGGCCUGGCAAGAACAUUGA